UAAUUCUCCGCAAAGCGUACCCCCUCUUUUGUUGUCCAUGUGAAAAGCCAUUUGCAUGUGUUUCCCUUGCGUGUGGAGAUAGCCAUCUAAACUUUGAGGUUUUGGCGGACUCUGGACAGGAAGUUUAUGGCCAUCUCGGAGUCAAAACUACCAUAGAUUGUCCAUGUCAACCCUGUAUGCGAAUGGCUGUAAUGAUGCCCGCACAUUUGGCUUACGGUAAGAGACACUGGGGUUUUCCCUUUCACCGGACCGGGUUCUCUGUUAGCCGGAAAGCAACAUACUUUUACUUCGGCUUUCUUUGAUCAGUGGCCAGCAUGGCGCCUUCUGCAUACAUCGCGCCCGUUGGAGAUUCCGCACUCAUCUUUCGAGAUGAUAUCUUCAAGGGCAAAGUGCUCUUCUGUACGGGUGGUGGUUCCGGAAUCUGUCGGGCGAUGACGGAAGCUGUGAUGCGUCAUGGAGCCAACGCCGCUAUUGUUGGACGCAAACUUGACCGGCUCACACAGGCUGCGAAGGAACUUUCAGAGGCGACGGGUCAAGUCUGCAUCCCCACGCAGGCAGAUGUCAGACAACCAAAGGCCCUUCAAGAGGCCGUCUCGAAGACGAUAGAGAAAUUCGGCCGCAUCGACUUUGUCAUCUGUGGUGCCGCCGGCAACUUUUUAGCACCGAUAUCCGGUCUAUCAGAAAAUGCGUUCCGAACCGUGAUGGAAAUAGACACUAUUGGAACGUAUAACACGAUCAAAGCGACACUUGCUCAUGUCCGUGCUUCCAAGGGCUCCUACAUCAUGACCAGCGCGACGCUCCAUUACAACGGGACUCCCUACCAAGCUCACGUAUCAGCAGCAAAAGCCGGUGUAGACGCUCUUUCCAAUGUUCUUGCCGUCGAAGAAGGUCCGCAUGGCGUGCGCUCGAACGUCAUAUCCCCCGGUCCCAUAGCCAACACAGAGGGCGCGGCCCGUUUAGCGUCCGUGGCUGGCAAAGAUAGCCCUUAUCCAUUAGGACGUCCCGGUGAUGUCAGAGAUGUCGGCAACGCGACGAUAUUUCUAUUCAGCGAUGCUGCUUCAUUUGUAACGGGCCAAAUACUGGCCGUCGAUGGAGGCAGUGAGCAUCUUCGGACGACGCAGCUGCCGUAUCCGGCUUCGGUGUUGGACCCUUCUGCUACGCUGAAGGUGCUCAAAGCAAGGAUGUAGAGUAUCUCUGCAUAACGAAGUCUUUACUUGUCUGUCUGGAUGACGUAGUUACCAUACAUUCAUGACACGUCCCGAUCAUCAUGCGUGGUUCCCUUGUCCGCCUCCCGACGAGUAUAAAAGCGCGCUCCUUCCAUUCCAACUCCCUGGCGCUCCUUUCUCUCCUUCUCCCACCAUUGAACGCGAGUUC
This is a messenger RNA of Guyanagaster necrorhizus, 1374 nucleotides long. Its product is annotated as NAD(P)-binding protein. Gene Ontology annotation, biological process: fatty acid catabolic process. The transcript has 6 exons. NCBI's taxonomy places the organism in Eukaryota, Fungi, Basidiomycota, Agaricomycetes, Agaricales, Physalacriaceae. Gene Ontology annotation, cellular component: peroxisome. The record is from RefSeq and is a predicted model, not a curated record. Bases 315 to 1187 code for a protein of 290 amino acids. Gene Ontology annotation, molecular function: 2,4-dienoyl-CoA reductase (NADPH) activity.